Plasmodium cynomolgi strain B is the source of this 2802-nucleotide messenger RNA. RefSeq lists its product as hypothetical. Lineage: Eukaryota; Apicomplexa; Aconoidasida; Haemosporida; Plasmodiidae. The record is from RefSeq and is a predicted model, not a curated record. Gene Ontology annotation, molecular function: protein binding. The transcript has a single exon. The coding region runs from base 1 to 2802 and encodes 933 amino acids.
AUGAAAAUACUCCUAUCAUCAGAUGAAGUUAAUUUAAUUGUUUAUCGCUAUUUAGUGGAGAAUGGAUUUAUCCAUGCUGCCUACGCUUUUUUUAAUGAAGCAAAUAUAUCCAAAAAUUCAUACUAUAUAAGUCAUGAUGAAAAGCUGCCAUGCCAUGCUCUGGUAACCUUUAUGCAGAAGGCACUGGUAUUUAUAUUUAUAGAGUACCAUACCGAAUAUAACAAUGCGAGAAUUUCCUGUAAGGAACCCUUUUCCCUUUUUAGAAGACAUGAAUGUUGCACUGAGGAAGAGGAUUUAUCAGAGGAACAGGAAAACAAAAUAGAAAUUCGGGAGAAUAAGAAAAACACCAGCAAUAAUUUAAACAUAUGCACCUCGAGUAGCAAAACGUUUGGAAAUAAUAAUAUCAUUAAAAGUUAUUUGCCCAACUCUGUCAGCUUCAGUGACUUGAAUAAUGAUCCUUGCAUUAACAAUGUUAAUGUCCAUGGCCCCAGCGGCGCUAAUGCUAAGAAGAACCCUGUUAGCAAGAGAGGUGCGGGGAAAGCUGACAACGAGGGGGAAAACGGGAAAGCUAACCAGGAUAGCAACAAAACUGUGAACCAGGUUAGUAAUGUGAAUGGUGAAGACGCCAAUAACAACAGUAGCAAUAACACAAAUGAUAGUAAUGCCGCCAAGGCGAAAACGAACUCGAAGCCCAGCAUUUACAGGAGCAGCUUUUCAAAUUUUGCUUCGUUGAACUAUAACGACAGCAAUAUAUCUUUUAAGGAUAUCAAGAGGAAUUACGCGAACAUUUUCGCGCAAGGAAAAAAGUCCAAGAAAAGUUCUUCAAGUAAGAAGAAUAAUAACAGUAACAGCAGCGGCAGUAAUAAUGUCAACAACAACAAUAACAGUGAGGCUACUAGCGGCCAUAACAACAGUGUCGGGGGAAGUAGUAAAAAAAACGGCACCAUCGUUAGUAGCAGUAACGCAGAGGGGAAGGAAUCCAACGUGAAGGACGAACCGGAUGAUAUCAGCACUAGUGGUAGUCAACGAAAGAAGUCCAAAAUUAUGAAAAUUGUAAGUAAAUCCAGUAAGGCGAAUGAUGAUCAGAACGGCAAAUGUAACAACAUCAGCGAUAGCAUCCUUUCUGAUGAUAAAAGAAAAGAGAAUAAUCACGUAUCCGAUAUGAAGGAGGACAACGUGGAGUCUACUAAGCAGAAUACUGCAAAGAAAUACCAUAACUUAAAUAACAAUGUUAAAAAGAAUAAUGUAAACACAUCGAGUGGCAAAGGAACGAGUUUGAGCAAUAAUAACAACCAUAGCAAUGUAAAGAAAAAGGAGUUAAGUGGUGGGAACGCAGGUCAAAAUAGUAAUUCAUCGAAUAAGAAAAAGAAAAAACUGAAAAAAAGGAAAAAAGAAAGUAUUUCCAGCAAUUCAACAAAUAAUAGCAAGAAAACGAUAAAAAAUUCGCUAAAAAAGGAGAAAAAAGAAAAGGCUAAUAAGAGCGUAACAUCAAAACAGAAAAAAAAUAACAGACAGGACGAGGACAACGACGAUGAUGAGGAUGAUGAUGAUGAUGAUGGUGAUGAAGUGUCUGAUGAAAACUCAGAACAAGAUUCCGAAUUUUCCAAUGACAAUCAAGAUUAUAAUAAUGAAAACGUUUGCAGUGCCCCUUUGGAGGACAGUACCAAUAAUUCUGCGCCAACGAGGGAUAAUCCCUCAAGCAGUUCUAUUAACAAUAACGCAACAGUGGACGAUAAAACGAACGAUGGUCCAUAUGUCAAUUUUAAGAAGAGUAGCAGUACGAAUGUCAUUUCGAAUAGUUCUUCACAGAAUUCUACCAUCGACGGGGUUAAAAAUGAAAUGAAUAACUCGCAUAUAACGGAUUACGAUGGAUGUCCUAAUAAUGCUUCUGAUGGAAAUUUACAGGCAGAAGCAUUAUUAAGCGAAAAAUCUUUGAAUGAGAAUAAUUCAAACGACGCAGCUAUGCUAAAGGUGGAGUGUGAACCCCCCAAGGUGGAAGCAAAAGAAAGUAAUAACUCAAAUAAAAAUGAAUUUAAUUUCAGUUUUGCAAAUUUUUUGAAUAAGAAAAUAAGUUCUAUUUUUAAUAACAGCUAUGGUAAUGAUGACUUAAAUGGGGACAGUCAUAAUAAGGAUAGCAAUAACGAAAAUUGCAAGGGUAAUAGCAACGACAGCACUGUGAAGGAUGUCUCGAACAACGAACAGGUGCUGCCGCAGGAUGCUCAAGAUCCUCCACCAAGUGAACCCUACGAGAGCGUCAGCAGUAGUAAAGACCGGUACAACAAAUUUAACCAAAAGAGCAAGCUGAUAAAGGAUGAAUAUAUGGAGGCUAAAUACGAAAAGGAACAUCUCGCAAGAGAACAAACGAACGAGGCGGAAGAGGUGGAAGAUGCAGCAGGGGAAACAGAAGCAGCGGGGACACCUGCGAGGAAACAAAAAAGACUAUACGAUUAUAAUAGUGGUAUGAAAGUGCAAGAGGGAGGAGAUUCACACCAAAUGGAAGAACACGAAAAUGAUAAAAUAUGUGUAGAGGAAAAAAAAAGGAAGAAGUCUUCCAUUUAUGAAGAAAAUUAUAAAAACGAAAUGAACAAAGAAUUUUUUAAAAUACUAACACAGACAUCGACAAAUAAAGGGGAUAAUAAAUGUAAAUCGAAUGGUUCAGUGGAUAUGAAGGAGGAAAUGGAAGGUGAACUUGGUCGGGGAGUAGAACAACAGGUAGUGGAGGGUGAAUUGGGAGGAGCCGAAAAUGGUGACCUGCACAACCUUGGGGAUGAUGGAAACGCGGAAUUGGAUAAGGCAAAAUAA